UUCAAUCGUAUUUUUGCAACCAAAAUGGCUGGAAUCGUUGUGGUUUUUGAUUUUGACAAAACCAUCAUUGACUGUGAUAGUGAUAAUUGGGUUAUUGAUGAACUGGGUUUUACCGACUUGUUCAACAAGCUUCUCCCUACCAUGCCUUGGAAUUCUGUCAUGGACACGAUAAUGAAAGAGAUCCAUGCACAAGGAAAAACCAUUGAUGACAUUGUUGAGGUUCUGAAACGAACUCCUAUACAUCCUAGGAUCGUCCCGGCUGUUAAAUCAGCUCAUGCCUUAGGGUGUGAACUGAGGAUCGUAAGUGACGCAAACAUGUUCUUCAUCGAGACAAUCCUGCAGCAUCUUGCACUGAAGGAAUAUUUCUCUGAGAUCACCUCAAAUCCAGGCUUUGUUAAUGAAGAAGGGAGGCUGAGGAUCUUCCCUUACCAUGAUUUCGCCAAGUGUUCCCAUGGCUGCAGCCUCAAUCUUUGCCCCCCGAAUAUGUGCAAGGGUGUGAUUAUGGAAAGGAUUCAAGCUUCCUUAGAGGGCAAGAAAAAGAUCAUAUAUCUUGGAGAUGGUAUUGGCGAUUUUUGCCCGACCCUAAAGCUUGGAAAGAGUGACUAUAUGAUGCCAAGGAAGAAUUUCCCAGUUUGGGAUUUAAUUUGCAGGAACCCUAUGCUCAUCGAGGCUGAGAUUCACGAAUGGAGUGAUGGCGAAGAUCUCGAGCGAAUACUUUUGCAGCUAAUCAACAUGGUUUCUGUCGAUCCUCGAUUCAUCUCUGUGGACUGCAAACUGCAAACCUUUUCGGCAUCCAACCUUACUUUGCCCAAGCCCCUGCCUGUUCGUCAGUAGAAGUGAUGUUUUAGGUCUUGUUUCCCUCUAAUUGAAGCAUGGUUGAAAUAAUUGUAGAGUUAUUAUCCUAGUUGGUUGAGUCUUAAUUAUAGAGGUCAUAAUUCAAGUAAGUUUAAAUUUGAACGUACAAUAGUCUUGAUUAGAAGUUCAAUGGUUAUAUAUAUUACUUUCGGUUGUUGAGUUGAUCUAGCGUGAUAAUAUAUUAGAUCAUUUGAAUAAAAUAUAUUAAGUUGGGACAA
This is a messenger RNA of Hibiscus syriacus, 1073 nucleotides long. RefSeq names its product inorganic pyrophosphatase 1-like. Bases 25 to 834 code for a protein of 269 amino acids. The record is from RefSeq and is a predicted model, not a curated record. Gene Ontology annotation, molecular function: phosphatase activity. The transcript is spliced from 4 exons. NCBI's taxonomy places the organism in Eukaryota, Viridiplantae, Streptophyta, Magnoliopsida, Malvales, Malvaceae.